AUGAAGCCGUCAUCGAUUGUUUCAACUUUACUUUGCGGCGCGCUCUACCAUUCCCAUUGUUUUCUCGCAGCCAAGGUCGUUCGGUUCAAUGUGACCAGAGCCUUGCCCAAUAAUGGGGAAGCUAUCGCAAGUUUGGCGCGACGCAAUUAUGUUGCGGAAUCAUUGAUCAAUAAUCUCACUUCUGCAGGGUACCUUGCUUCUGUACAAGUCGGAACACCAUCACAGACACUCCGACUACAGAUAUCAACCGGAAGCAGUGAUAUUUGGGUAAUUGAUAAUUCGAGCAAUAUAUGCGCUCAAGGUUGUGUGACUCCGUUUUACUCGAAGAAAUCAACCAGCCUAUCCAUGAUUUCUGCUGGGGGUUUCAAUAUUUCUUAUGUCGACACUACAGGAGCAAUGGGGGACUACAUUCGGGACGAGUUCCUGUUCGGUCAAGUUGGUCAUAGCAUGCAACUGCAGAUGGGAUUAGUAAACGAUACAACACGCGGAGCAGGGGUUAUGGGGAUCGGCUACGACACCCACGAAGCUACGAGUAUCCAAUACAAUAAUUUCAUGGAUGAGAUGGUCAGCGAUGGUAUCACGAAUACCAAACUCUACAGCCUCUGGUUGAACGACUUGGGGAGCAGUUCCGGAAGCAUUCUUUUCGGGGGCAUCGACACGGAAAAGUAUUAUGGUACUCUGUCUUCGAUACCGAUCAUCCCGGACGGCAAUAAUAAGUACACUAAAUUCAAUGUGGGUCUUACCUCGAUUUCAUACACGCCCGGAACUACGGCCAUACCUCUCACAACUCCCAAUUUCACGACCUCGGUUCUUCUUGAGUCUUCAACGGCUUUGAUGUAUUUGCCAGAGGAGAAUAUCAAUGUUAUUUACAGCGCAUUCGGCGUCGAAUUUGGUUUUGAUGGAUAUCCCUAUGCCGAUUGCAAGUACAGCAACUCGUCAUAUAUGUCUUUUGGAUUUGAGAGCGGGACCGUUAUUAACGUUCCUUAUUCGGAAUUCGUCACCAAGCUCUAUGCUCCAAGCCUAAAUCCGGGGGGGCUGCCGUUUUCCAAUUUCUGCUCUUUCGGCAUCGAGUCCGCAGGAUCGGAGGCUAAUGUGCUCGGCGACUUCUUUCUUCGGAGUGCAUACGUCGUCUACGAUCUCACGAACAACCAUAUCUGGAUGGCGCCGGCUGUGCUGAACACCACUAAAAGCAAUAUUGUCGAAAUACAAGCUGGUGCACUUAGCCUGCCCCAAACUACUGGCGAAGCACGACCAAGUCCCACAGCUUCAACAUCGCCUUCCGGAACGUCGCCGAUUGGGACGUCCACAAACAGCUCUCCGGUACAGACCGGAACUCCCAAAAAGAAAAAUCACGCCGUUGCGAUUGGCGUCGGUGUCGCCGUCCCCUUAGGCGUGGCCCUCGCAGCACUCAUCGGGUUUUGCUUCUGGUGGCGAAGACGCAAGACAUCUCAAUCGACAUCAGAGAAACUGCCAACAUCCCAACACCGACCAGCACAGCUUCCUGAACUCGGUGAUUUAACAUACAUCCACGCCGAUCCUGUGUACAUAGACAAUGGUCAAGGCAGGAUGUCUCGGAUCAGUAGCACCCCAUCGGAACUGUCGGCGGGACAGACGCCUAUUUCCUCGCCAAGAUCACCGGUUGAGAGAAAACAGGUGCCCGUGAGGGAUAAGCUGCCAACUACUUGGGAACAUAGCUAAUUUUCCUGCUGUGAAUGAAUGAAUAGCAUGGGUGGUUUACGAGGUUAAAAUAAAACUAAUAUCCUAAUGCCAACCAACCGUAAAGAAAACGAGUGCACAUGGCAAUAUUGCGACGAAUUGCGGAUCCUUCAGUCAUUCGAUACUGU
Messenger RNA from Hyaloscypha bicolor E, 1844 nucleotides. Its product is annotated as acid protease. The record is from RefSeq and is a predicted model, not a curated record. The transcript has 4 exons. NCBI's taxonomy places the organism in Eukaryota, Fungi, Ascomycota, Leotiomycetes, Helotiales, Hyaloscyphaceae. Gene Ontology annotation, biological process: proteolysis. Gene Ontology annotation, molecular function: aspartic-type endopeptidase activity. Bases 1 to 1698 code for a protein of 565 amino acids.